GGAGGCAGAACAUAUAGAAUAUUGCUCCACCCGGCUAAAUAGGCUUUCUGAAGCUUAACCAGUUCGAUGUCGUGUGAUAAUCUUACUAUUAAUCCCAACAGUCUAAUAUAAGGUCAACCACCACAAAAGCACUUGCCUAUACAAUUUUAAUAUUUUAUAAAUCCCUAAAAAUUGUUAAUUUACUUUUAUUAGAUUAAUUAAAAAUUGGAAAUUAAAUUAAAUUGUAACAAUAAGACUUAGUCUUAUUGUCAACCACCACAAAAGCACUUGCCUAUACAAUUUUAAUAUUUUAUAAAUCCCUAAAAAUUGUUAAUUUACUUUUAUUAGAUUAAUUAACAAUUGGAAAUUAAAUUAAAUUGUAACAAUAAGACUUAGACUAUCUCCAAUGAUUCAUUCUAUUUUUUUCAGAAUAAAGUAAUUUUAUAAUAGAAUUGAAUUCUUCUCUAAUAAUACUUUAUUUUAAAAUAAAAAAUAGAGUGUAAAUAAAAAACAAAUGAAUUUCUCUAUUUAUAUCGUGAACCAAUUUUUACUCUAUUAUAAUAUGUUUAAACCGCACUUUAUUUUCCACUCUAAAAUAGCUUUGAGGUUGUCAAACCCAUAAAUGCUGUUUGAGCGAUUCCACGACCAGAAAUGAUUCAUAUUAGCCAAAUAUAAACAACCUAAACUCAAAUUCAUCAAAGCACAUAUCAGAAUAUAGCUUCUCAAUAAUAUAGUAGAAUAAUUUCAUAAUUCAUAUAGUAGAAUGACUUCAAUAUCCCCGACUCCAUACCUCUUAGCUUGCCAGAAAACAAUCUUGAUCCUCACUUACGUCUUCAGAUCCACCCGGGAAACCGUCGAUCCAUUAGGCAAAACGUCUUGUUAAAAAGUCUGCCCCCUACUUCUUGGCCUUCUUAUUGUGUUAUUAUAACCUUGGCUCUAUAGUAACGCGCGCGAUAUGAAUUGUUUCUGGAGAAAGAAAGGUGGACAACGUCGUAGUAGAUUCCUUUUGGUAUUUGUUUAUCAGAAUUUUUGUUUGGUUAUAUAUUUCAUGUAAAAUAACUGUUUUAGAAUUUAAUUAAUGUGAUUUUUCAAUUAAAAUAAUAACUUAUCAAACUUUUUGUUGAGUUGGCAUAGCUUAAAAACCUCUAAAUUAGUUUAAAUUAUUACAAAUAGUUUAACCUUCUAACUUUUUACGUGCAAUCAUUUAAUUACAAAAUUAUUUCGCAAAUAAUAGUAUAGAUAGAUAGAUUUAUAAUGGAAACAAUAUAAUUUAAAUGUCAUUAUGUGGAAAUAAAUAACCAAAUUAUGAAUAUUUAAAAUUAGUGACCAAGAUUUUGAUCAAGACCUUGACUAAGAGUUUGACCAAUGCAAAUGGAUUAGAUCUUCAUAAAUUUUUUAUGAUGAUGUACCUUUGAUUAGCUUUUUUUUAGACCAGAUCCUGGACCGAAUUUUGAGAAGGGUAAAACCCACCUCCAACACACGACACUUUUAUUAGUCCUCCUAUUUAUACUUUAUCUGCGAGCAAAAGGGUUUGCUAAAUUGUAAUUAGUUUUAUCUCUCUUCCCUUUGCUUCUGAACUCUUGUCUCUUUUCAGCGUAAAUAAAUACGCAGAGAAUGUUCUUUAGCUGUGGAAACCCAUUCAAGGCUCUGUUUCCAAAGAAGAACAAUGCAUGCAUGUCCUCACAUCUUGUCUCUCUAUUGAACAACUUCGAGACAAGUUUGAGGGUAUCGAUUGCAGAACUUGUACCAAAGGAUGAUGAUAAGAAUGGUUUUAUCACUGUUUCUUGGAUGAUUCAAGCAAUGCACUCUCUUUGUGAGAUACACCAGUGUAUCUCGACACUCAUGACCACCGAUGUAGACCUUCCUGUAUCCGACAUGGAAGAAAGUAUGUACGCUGACAUCAGUUCGAAGCUGCUUGAAGUCUGCAACGCCUUCACCUCGGAGCUGGCCCGGCUUAACCACGGAAACAUGUUACUCAAGUUUGCUUUUAGUGAUCCUGAUGAGGUUUCUUUAUCGCAUAUCGACUGUUGGAGGCAGCACAUGGCUUCCAAGAACCCUAGAAUCGAAAACUGCGGUGAGGUUUUGAGUAAUCUUGUUGAAUCCAUGAGUGAUGAUCAUGAUCUUCAUGGUCUCAAAAAGAAGGUGAAUAAGAAGAAGAAGAAACAAUACGAAGAAGAAAAACUUCUCAUGCGAGCCCUAUAUGGUGUUAAGGCCACGACUUUAUACAUAUUCAGCGUGUUUGCUGCAGCGUUUUCUGGUUCUUCCGAGAAUAUUUUGUAUAUAAACAUUCGAAAGGAGAUGAAGGAGGACGAGGAGGAGGUUCCAUGGGAAAAAGCAUUCAUGGAACUGCAGAACGUGAUCAUGAACACGUUCUUAUCGAACAGAUUCAUGGUUAUAAAAGAUGUUAAGGCUGUUGAAUCUGGUGUGGAGAUGGUUUACGCGGCGGUUCAAGAAGGCUCAGUUCCUAAUUCGUUGAUGGUGGAGCCACUGAAGCAAUCAGUGAUGAUACUUUCAGAAAGGUUUGAUCAUGUCUCCAAGGAAACGAGUUUCUUGUUCGAUACCGUGAACUCCGCUCGAGACGCAUUGUUCGAGAGGCUCAGAACCAAAUACGAAUAUGAGUUAGCUGAGAGUAACGUUGCUGAAUGCCGAUGAUCAUGUUAAG
Brassica napus (rape) is the source of this 2641-nucleotide messenger RNA. Its product is annotated as protein BPS1, chloroplastic-like. The coding region runs from base 1594 to 2631 and encodes 345 amino acids. The transcript has a single exon. Lineage: Eukaryota; Viridiplantae; Streptophyta; Magnoliopsida; Brassicales; Brassicaceae. The record is from RefSeq and is a predicted model, not a curated record.